Molecule: messenger RNA, 1457 nt
Organism: Porites evermanni
Lineage: Eukaryota; Metazoa; Cnidaria; Anthozoa; Scleractinia; Poritidae
Source: the annotation of a GenBank genome assembly
UACAUUAAUGAAUCCCUAACCCAGUAUCGCGGUGAACUCUUUGGAAGAGUAAACAAAUUCAAGAAGGAAAACAAGUACAAAUUCCUAUGGACGAAUAAUGGUAAGAUCUAUCUACGUAAACAUGAAACCUCACAGACAUUUACAUUUACAACAUUUCAAGAAUUCGGAGACUUCAUUGCUCCAUCACAAUGAAACUUUCAAACCUGGUUAGUCCUCCUUGUAAACAACUUAGUAGUUAUUAAAUAAUGGCUUCUUCAAAUGUUUGGAUACCCACAUUUAAUGAUUUAGAUGAAAGAGAAUUUAGAUUUGUACUCGGUUCUGGUAAUGUCAAUGACUUCAUCAACUCUGGUGUUGAUUUGUACAAAAUUCCUCCAAAUCCUGACAAGUUCGAUGAAUCUGACCCUGAUUUAAUGUUGUCAACUCCUAGCUCUGAGUACUAUUCCAUAGCUGAUGCUAAUAACCUUUUAGCUGAUAUAGAUAACGAUUCCAUUUUUCUCUUUCAUUGUAAUAUUAGAAGUAUACCAAAAAACUUCGAGCUCUUAUACGACCUUUUAUGUUGCUUUGAUAAUAUACCUGAUGUAAUUGCUGUAACUGAAACUAGAAUUAAUUGUAACUCAUCAGCAAACAUAGAUUUUCCUAACUACAAAUUUUACAGUACUGAUUCUAAAACAACGGCUGGUGGUGUUGGUAUUUACAUCUCAUCCUCCCUAAAUGCAAUUCAUAGGUCAGAUUUAAGCUUUAAUUCUGUUGAGGCAGAAUCCUGCUGGAUUGAAAUCUUACAGGAACACAAACCUAGCAUAAUUGUGGGAUGUAUAUACAGGCACCCCUCGUCUAAUCUUGAUAAUUUUAUAUCUCAACUAGAAAACCUCGUCAGUCCCUUUAAUCAAUCCAAGCAUCAAGUCUUUAACCAGGGGGGCAUGAAUAUUGACUUUCUAAGAGUAAGUACACAUUCCAAAACUGAAGACUACCUUGAUAUGCUAGUAACCUCCCCCCAGUCAUAACAAAACCUACUAGGAUCACAAGCCAUACCGCAAUCUCUUAUUGAUCAUAUUUACACAAAUGCCUCUACUGACCAAAUCAUACCUGGUAUUGUAACCACGGACAUAUUAGACCACCUGCCCACCUUCUGUUCCAUUAGAAGACAGAUAGCAAGGCUAAAAUCAAAGAGAUUCUUCAGGGACUAUUCAAAUUUUGACUCUGAGACCCAUCUGAAUGAUAUAAAGUCAGCUGACUGGAGUAGCAUCCUCCAUGACCCAACCGACAUCCACACUAAAGCCAGCGGCUUUGUCGAAAAACUUAAAGGCAUAGCCAAUAAACAUGCGCCAAUUAAACGUAUACCCCGCAGCCGUCUAAAACGAAAGAUUCACAAACCCUGGAUAACAGAUACCUUAUUAAAAUCUAUAAGAAACAAGCAGAAAAUGUAUCGCACGCACUUUCUUUCUAAAGAUCUAGACAAG